Nymphaea colorata (pocket water lily) is the source of this 1003-nucleotide messenger RNA. RefSeq names its product expansin-A4-like. Lineage: Eukaryota; Viridiplantae; Streptophyta; Magnoliopsida; Nymphaeales; Nymphaeaceae. Gene Ontology annotation, biological process: plant-type cell wall organization. The record is from RefSeq and is a predicted model, not a curated record. Bases 36 to 824 code for a protein of 262 amino acids. Gene Ontology annotation, cellular component: extracellular region. The transcript is spliced from 3 exons.
UCGGGUCUCUUCUUCUUCUUCUCUCUCCCUCUAAAAUGGCUUUUUGUUGGAAAGCAUGGUGGCCACUGAUACUGCUAAUGGCACCAAUGUUCAUUGCGACUGGCCAUGCCAGGCUGCUUGGGCGUUAUAGAGGAGGAAGGUGGAAAUUUGCCCACGCCACGUUCUAUGGUGGCAGUGAUGGCUCAGGCACUAUGGGUGGUGCAUGUGGUUAUGGCGACCUUCACAAAGAAGGGUAUGGCCUACAAACCGCUGCAUUGAGUCAAGCGAUGUUUAGCGACGGUUUCAGCUGUGGGCAAUGCUUCGAAAUCAAGUGCAUCAACGACAGGCAAUGGUGCAAGCCCGGGCACCCUUCCAUCUUCGUGACAGGGACGAACCUGUGCCCUCCCAACUGGGCCUUGCCGAGCGACAACGGUGGUUGGUGCAACCCUCCGCGCACCCACUUCGACCUCUCCAUGCCUGCCUUUCUCCAGAUCGCCGAGUACAAAGCCGGCAUUGUCCCGGUCGCAUACCGAAGGGUGCCAUGCAAAAGGAGCGGCGGCAUCAGGUUCACCAUAAACGGAAACCGGUAUUUCACGUUGGUUCUCAUCUGGAAUGUCGCCGGCUCCGGCGACAUCGUCGACGUUCGUGUCAAGGGAAACAAAACUGGGUGGAUCACCAUGAAAAGGAACUGGGGCCAAAACUGGCAGACAGGUGUUGAGUUGACCGGUCAGUCCCUCACUUUCCGAGUCACCGGCAGCGACGGCCGGACCUCAACCUCUUGGCACAUCACCCCUAGAGAAUGGCAAUACGGUCAGACAUACGAAGGAAAGAAUUUUAAGUACUGAUGUAAUCAUGUCAGGAUAGUGAUCAGCAGGGUUAACUCAAGGCUCUUAUUAAGAGAUUCUAGAGUUCAUUAGAAACAGAAAUCUGUAUGUAAAUACUGUAGAUUUAUUAUUUUUGUUAGUUCCAUAAAUGAGUUUAUGGAAUUUCAUAAGCAUAUACUUGUUAUUUGACGGCAAUAUUU